AAUUGGGAUAUUAUGUCUUUAACUAUUGGUUAGUUUUUAGUUAACUAUUUACACUACAAAAAUUCAAUCUAUGAAUUACAUGAAGAUUUUUCCGGGGAUUAGUAUGAAAAUUUAAGUUUCAUGCGAUUUUUCUUAUUAAUUCUAAGGACAAUCCCAUGUAAUCUUAGUUGCGCGGACUCUUCACUUUUGAUGCCGCAUCCGUGUCGGAUUCUCCAAAAAUACACUACUUGUAGCGAAUCUGACACGCAUCCAUUGACAUUUUUGAAGAGUCCGAGCAACAUAGCAUGUAAUUCACAGUUUUCUUAUGGUGUUAAGCGCGAGUGAAAGAAGUUGAUUUAAGCAUUGGAUGUUCUCCUAAAUAUCCAAACCAUACUAGGAUGAGGUAUCUAUGUGGAAGGAAGAAACAUGGAAAUUCAGAUUAAACAUUGAAAUGAAUGUGCUUAAUUUUGAACUCAAGUUACCUUGGCAUCUUUGCUUCCUUUACCUGAACACUUUUACUUGCGUUAUUCCUUUGCCUUUAGGACAAAUGAUUUAUGGAUAUUCCUUUCCCUCUAGGAACUAUAUCCAAUUAAUUAACAUCUUAAAACUGAUAAAUAUAUCCCUUCCCUGUUCCUCCUCAUACACAAAAUUAAUUAGGUCCUUGAGUUUUGAGACGAAAAAUUACAAAAGUAGGACAAAUUUUUGCAAAGAUGAGGGCACAGUUGCUCUCUUUGGCAACAAUUUUGGUUCUAAGUUUCAUAGCUGAAAAAUGCAGACAGUUAGUCGGAGAAGAAUCAGCUUCGAGAAGCAGAAGAGAAAGAUUCACAUUCAUAAACUGCUUCGACAUGAGUUAUGGAACCAUAGGCUGCAUACUCAAGGAAUUGGUGAAGAUUUAUUUACACUACAUUAGGGCAACUCAUGUGCACAAGGUUAGAAAUGAAGCAACUAAAGAAGCAGUUCAAGAAAGCUUGUCUAGAGGACUAAGUCUUGAAGAUGCAGUGAGAACAGGGCAACAAGUUGGAAAUGCUGUGGCAAAAAGAGCAUCUUUACAAGCAAAACAUAUUAUGGGGCCAAUGGUGUCAUCAGGAUGGGACUUUUUUGAGACUAUAUAUGUUGGUGGUACAUUGUAUGAGGCAAUGAUUAGAAGUGUUGGCACAUUGAUGGGGUCAUAUAUUGGAGGAAUUAUUGGGGAAGGGAAAAAUAGAUGGUUGGGUUUUCUUUUGGGAAGCCAAUUUGGUAGUUGGAUUGGUGGGAGGUUGGGUCUAAUAUUGUAUGAUGUGGGAAAUGGGCUGCAGUUUCUACUUCAACUCACUAAGACUAAUAAGAGUGAUGGAGAAAGUAAUUCACUCUUGUUGAUUUCUAGUUAGUGAAAGAAAGAAAGAACUUCCCUAUGUAAAUCUUAAUAUUCCUUCAUUAUGUCAAGGUUUAAACUUGUUGUAAAUUCAUUACUUAUCACUAUUUUUUAAAAAAGAAUUGGAAACUUA
Messenger RNA from Solanum pennellii, 1463 nucleotides. RefSeq lists its product as uncharacterized. Bases 690 to 1346 code for a protein of 218 amino acids. The record is from RefSeq and is a predicted model, not a curated record. The transcript is spliced from 2 exons. NCBI's taxonomy places the organism in Eukaryota, Viridiplantae, Streptophyta, Magnoliopsida, Solanales, Solanaceae.